UUUGCCGUCCGUGACACCACUCUUAAAAUCCUGAAGUGGAAGUGGAACAGACGUGUUCUUUUUCUUUUUCUUUUUAGUGUUCAGGCAUGGAUACCUUCCAAAAGCAUCGGUCACUGUAUAAAGGAACAACUCCACCAUGGAAGGAGACUUUUAGGAAGCGCUGUGUUGAGCGUUUGAGGAGCAACCGAGCAAGGCUCCUGGAUAAGUACAGGCAAAUGGGUGAAAGCAUGCCGUUCAGGACCUCUGGCUCGAUCAUGGUACAGGAAGUGAUGGAAGUGGAAUGGUCAGAACUUAAAGCAAAUGGUAACAGACUUCCUUCACUGUGGCAAAAAGAUUCCUUCAGAGAUGUGUUGACAGUAAUGAAAGAAGAUGAUGAGUUGUCUGUUUUGGAAGAAAUUCAGAAGGAGCUUAUCUCCCAAGAGCAAGCUAUAAUUGAGGAGUAUGAACGGAGUGUAUUUUACGAAGAGCAGUGUUUAAAUGCCAUGGUGGAAGGAAUGGAUUCCAAUGACAGUCUAAUUUGUCCACUGUGUAGCAAGAAUCACUUGACCAUUACCAGUCAGUUUAUUUCUUGUCGAUGUGGAACUUAUAUCAACACUCAAAACAGAAACAUCACAAAGGCGGAGAUCCGCUGCCAGCUUGAGAGCCGGGUCAAUGAACAUUGUGAGCUGUGUCCCCAUCCUCCGAUGUUCUUUGUAGAAGGAUCAUUCAGUCUGCUAAUGUGUUGUCAAGGUUGUGAUCAUCUGGCUGUCAUUGUUUAAUAAACGAAGAAGGAAUGGCUUUUGUGGAAGGGUUACCUCUCUUUGAUACACUGAAGAUUUUCUUCAGAUUCUUCCAAAUCUAAAUACUUUUUCGUUAUUAUAAUUUGGCAGAAAAUAUUUAUUUUUAUAUUCAAUUUGAAAUGUUACCUUUGUAAUAAAGUAUCUUAUCUAAACA
Molecule: messenger RNA, 933 nt
Organism: Erpetoichthys calabaricus (reedfish)
Lineage: Eukaryota; Metazoa; Chordata; Cladistia; Polypteriformes; Polypteridae
Gene: rpain
Product: RPA interacting protein
Exons: 7
Coding region: 87-758 (223 amino acids)
Biological process (GO): protein import into nucleus
Cellular component (GO): nucleus; PML body
Source: RefSeq, a predicted model, not a curated record